CGAGAAAAAGACAGGAGAAGAGACCAAACUUAAAUCUAGAAUAUUUACGAAACUGGCAUUUCCCGAUAAAGGACAAAGAAAAAGAAAAAAUCAAAAUGAAAUUAAGUGCUAGAUGCCUAGACUUAGGUCAAAUUUCUCAACAAAGGAGCGAGCAGCCAGCCGGGCGCUAACGCUCUCUUCGGCGAACCAGUAAUUAUCGUCGCCAUUUUCGGCUUCACUCACUCGAGUUGCGGCUCGUCUCACCGUGUUGCCUCUUUUCAAUCUAUUUUGACGAGAAAUGAGUAAGAAAAAGAACCCUUUGGUAUUCUUAGAUGUUUCAAUUGGUGGAGAUUCGGUGGAAAGAAUUGUUAUUGAGCUUUUUGCAGCUGUUGUUCCUAAGACAGCUGAUAAUUUCCGGGCACUCUGUACAGGUGAAAAGGGCAUUGGCAAAUGUACUGGGAAACCCUUGCACUAUAAAGGAUCUUUUCUUCAUCGAAUAAUCAAAGGAUUCAUGGCCCAAGGUGGUGACUUUUCAAAGGGAAAUGGCACUGGUGGAGAAAGUAUUUAUGGAGGGAAGUUUGCAGAUGAGAAUUUUAAACUGGCUCAUGAUGGACCUGGUGUUCUCUCUAUGGCAAACAGUGGUCCAAACACAAAUGGGUCUCAAUUCUUUAUAACCUUCAAGCGCCAACCCCAUCUUGAUGGGAAGCAUGUUGUUUUUGGAAAGGUAAUUAAGGGAAUGGAUGUUUUGAAGAAAAUUGAGCUAGUUGGAACAGCUGAUGGAAAGGCUGCCCAAUCUGUAAAAAUAUCAGACUGUGGUGAAACCUCUGAAAGUAAAAGUCAGUAUGCUGUUGGGAAGUCAAAGGGGAAGGGGAAGAAAUCAGGGAAAGUUCCUUCUUCAAACAGUUCCGACGAGCAAGCUAGAGGAAGCAAAAAGUCUUUGAAGGAUAGAAGGAAAACAAGAAAGAGGAGAUAUUCUUCAUCUGAUUCAUACAGCUCUGACUCUGACUCUGACUCUGGUUCCGAUUCCUAUUCUUCAGAUUCUGAUUCUGAUAUCUCUGCAUCUGAAUCAAGUUCGUCCAGUGAUGGAACAAGAAGUAGGAGAAGGAGGUCAGCAAAAAGACACAAGCAUCAACAUGGGAAAAAGAGGAAGGAUGGGCGAAGAGACAUGAAAAAAAGCCGGCAAGAAAAAAGAUCAAAGCGCAAAUCCAAAUGGAGUUCAGAAUCUUCAGAUAGUUCAACUGACAGUGAAAGUGAGAGUACAAGCACUAGCAGUGGCAGGGAUGAUGGAAAGGGUGGUUCUCGUCGUGUUUCUGCUCGUACCAAUCAUAUCACCAAACCUGUUGAAAAUGAAUCUCCAAACAAUAUUGAUGUAGCAAAAAAUGUGCCAAGCCAACUUUCUGGAAAAGCUGCUAAUGCAGGACUACAAAGGAAUAAGUUAAAGGUAACUGAGGACAACUCACAUGAAGAAGGUGAAUUGUCGCCAAAAAGUGAUGAGCUUCUGAACGAUGGUCAUGGCAACAAGGCUCCUCACCAAUGUACAUAUGUGGAUGGCUUAGACGGAUCAAGGAGUGUGAGUCCAACCGUUAAACGGAGGCUAAACAACAGCCGUAGAAGCAGCCAAAGCAAGAGUCCUCCCAAGGAUGAUGUUAGAAGCCCUCCCAGAAAAUCUGGUGGGCAGAAACAGGGAAGGACUUCAUGUAGCCCCUUGAGUAGUCCUGCAAGGAAAGCCCCUGCACCUAACCAAGGGCGUAUUUCCUCGAGCAGUCCAUCUCCUGGUGGCAGGUCAAAACGCAUAAGGAAAGGUCGUGGCUUCACUGACCGCUAUUCCUUUGCACGUCGAUACCGGACACCUUCUCCUGAGCGUUCCCCACCCAGAUCCUACCAUUAUGGUAGAAAAAAUAUUCCAGAAAGAAACCAUGAUAGAUAUUCUAGCUAUAGAAAUCAUUCUGAUCAAUCAACCCGCAGAUGUUAUAGAAGCCCGCCAAGAGGCCAUAGUCCUCCCAGAUAUGAACGCAGAAGUAGGAGUAGGAGUCUUUCUCGCAGCCCAGUUCAUUAUCGGGGAAGAUAUAGGGAUCGUAGUCAGAGCCAGAGUCCUAUUCGAAGUCCUAGUCCUAAAAAAAAACGACCUGCCAUAAGCGAGGGGUUAAAAUCUCGUCUUGGUUCUCGAAUUGAUGAUCAGCGCUCCCCACGCAAAAGCAAAUCAGGAUUCAGGUCCUCUAGGUCAAGGAGUCAUGGGUCCUCGUAUUCUAGAUCUCCUGAUAUCUCACCACCAAAUGAAGGCUACAGAAAAUCUCCAUCUCCUAACGUGUCAAAAUCAAGCUCACCCUCUGGACAGAGAGGAUUGGUGUCUUAUGCAGAUUAAAUCCAUGCUUCUCUCAUUAAAUUUAAUUGAUGAGGCUUAGAAGCAUGCCCAGUUGUCUUGAUCGUGUUUGGUUUGCAACACAAGUGGGUAGAGUUUGGGAGGGCAUGCCGUUUUGUAUGCCGUUACCAAUUUCAGAUGUGAUUAGAUUGCCGGUUUAGAGUUGCAAAAUAGUUCCAGUUUUCUUUGACCGGUGGCUUGGACUUCCGUUGCUUAUUUGAAACAGCAAGAGACGCGUACUUGGCCAUCCUUGUGCUAAGGACGUUUUGAACUCUGAUAUUCCUUAUCUGCAGUGCAAUUGUUUUCUAAUGUGAUUUCCAGUGUCUUCGGACGU
Molecule: messenger RNA, 2672 nt
Organism: Durio zibethinus
Lineage: Eukaryota; Viridiplantae; Streptophyta; Magnoliopsida; Malvales; Malvaceae
Product: peptidyl-prolyl cis-trans isomerase CYP63-like
Biological process (GO): protein peptidyl-prolyl isomerization; protein folding
Cellular component (GO): cytoplasm
Molecular function (GO): cyclosporin A binding; peptidyl-prolyl cis-trans isomerase activity
Source: RefSeq, a predicted model, not a curated record